Pipistrellus nathusii (Nathusius's pipistrelle) is the source of this 1113-nucleotide messenger RNA. Lineage: Eukaryota; Metazoa; Chordata; Mammalia; Chiroptera; Vespertilionidae. The record is from the annotation of a GenBank genome assembly.
AUGAGAGGGCCAACAAGUGUGCAGGAAGUGAGAGGUCAGGUUUUCAGAAGACCGGGCUGCAGGGUGCGCUUGCCUGAGAGCCCUCAGCAUGCUCCCUCCUCCCGGAAAGCUCUCCUCUGCAUGAGAACUGUCUCCCACAAUCCCACCUGCCACGGAGCUCAGCUGCUGGCCCCGGCCGCCCCUCCAGGCCCUCACCUGUCCUCUGGUGUUCCCGCAGGAAUCCCUGUGGCUGGCGUGCUGCUGGAGACCCAGCCCCAGGGCGGGCAGGCCGUGGAAGGAAAGAUGCUCGUCUUAGUCUGCUCUGUGGCUGAGGGCACAGGGGAAACCACGUUCUCCUGGCACCGAGUGGACACCAAGGAGAGGCUGGGGAGCAAGAGUCUGCGUUCCCGGAGGUCAGAACUGAAGAUCCCCAACGUCAGGGAGAGCCACGCGGGGGGAUACUACUGCGCGGCUCACAACACCGGGAGUCUGAUCCACAGCGAGGUGCUGAACGUCACCGUGAAAAUCCCAGCGUCGCACCCUGUCCUCACCAUCAGCGCUCCUGAGGCCCGCGCCGCCAUCGGGGACACGGUGGAGCUUCAGUGCGAAGACAAGAGAGCACACCCUCCUGUUCUGUACUCGUUUUAUCACAAGAAUAUCUCCCUGGGGAGCAUCCUAGUGCCUUCCGGAGGCAGAGCGUCCUUCAGCCUCUUUUUGACCAGAGAACACUCUGGAAACUAUUCCUGCGAGGCCGACAAUGGCCUGGGGGCCCAGCGCAGUGAGGAGGUGGCAAUCCGCGUCUCAGAGCCCCCACCCAAAACCCGCCUGGUGAACGGUGCGCACCCCUGUGAAGGGCGAGUGGAGGUGGAGCGGGCCGGUCGCUGGGGCACUGUGUGUGAUGACGGCUGGGACAUGAAGGAUGUGGCCGUGGUGUGCCGGGAGGUGGGCUGUGGUGCAGCCAAGCACACCCCUGCAGCCGUGUUAUACCCCCCGCUGGCAGAGGACACCCAGCCUGUGUUCAUUCAGGUAGCCCGGUGCAAUGGCACGGAGGAGGCCCUGGCUGACUGUGAGCAGGAGGAAAUCUUCGACUGUGGGCAUGACGAGGAUGCAGGUGCAGUGUGCGAAGACGUGUGA